Molecule: messenger RNA, 3126 nt
Organism: Leopardus geoffroyi (Geoffroy's cat)
Lineage: Eukaryota; Metazoa; Chordata; Mammalia; Carnivora; Felidae
Gene: TRABD
Product: TraB domain containing
Exons: 10
Coding region: 569-2005 (478 amino acids)
Source: RefSeq, a predicted model, not a curated record
GUGGAGCGCUUUCCUUCUGUGAAGCAGGAAGAAGGGGCUUUGGGGAUCCUGGACAGGAGGUACUGGGGGAGGGGUGCUGAGGAGGCCAGGCCCUCCUCCCCUCCGCAGCCACCCCUUUCUGCUGGCCCGGAGAGGCCGGGGCCCAACUGUGUCCUCUAGCCCUAAGCCAGUUCCUCUUCCAGAAACUGGGCCAUCCUCCAGAGGGGCCGCCCCCUCCCACCCUUGGUCAGCCCCGGGGCAUGUGAGAGUGUUGGUUAAACUGGGAGGGAGCCCUGCCCUGCCCCAGUCUGCCUGCACAGGGGGGGCUGCCUGCACAGGGGUGCGCGGUGAGCCACCGGUGGUCAUGGCCUGGGUGAACCCUGUCUGCUCCCUGCUGCUGCGUGACCACAGGCCCGAGGGACAGGAACCUGGCCCGGCGUCGCACUGACUUUAUCAUUUGCCCUUCCUUCUUGUGAAAGUUUGAGAGAAGUGCGCAGCCACAGGAAAACGGGUGAGGCGAGGGUCCGUGGCGCCCUGGGGCAGCCGCACCCCGUUCCCCCAGCACUGCCCAGAGGCACAUGUAACACUCAUGGGCUGGGUGGGCUUGAGAACCCAGCCACGGUACCGCGGCCCAACUUCAGACAGGUCGGGGUCGUUCCCUAAUCCCACAGUCUGCACGAGGUCCCUGGUCAGACUCCUCGGGGGGGCCUGGUUGUUUCGAGCUGCGCUCAGAGGUGGCCCCGGAGGCAGCAGCAGACCCUGGCUUGAGUUUCCGCGGCGUCUCGGGGAAGCACGGGUGAAGCCCGCGUUGGCGAUGCUGCUGUCUCGCGCCUGGCGUCCAGAACCACACGUCCCGGUAUCACUCAUCAGUGCCAGGAGCUGCCUCCCAGCCAUGGAGGGGGAGGAGGAGCGGUCACCUCAGGAGGCUGACACGGAGCCCGUUGUCCCAGUGGGGUCUUCCGAGGUGGUGCCCAGGGUGCUUUCCGGAGAACCCCAGAACCUGUCCGACGCCGACGCUCUGUCCCUGCUCCUGGAGAUGAAGCUGAGGAGGCGGCGGGAACGGCCCAGCCUGCCGCGCACCGUGACCGAGCUGGUGGCUGAGGACGGGAGCAGGGUGUACGUGGUGGGCACAGCCCACUUCAGCGACGACAGCAAGAGGGACGUCGUGAAGACCAUCCGGGAGGUGCAGCCUGAUGUGGUGGUGGUGGAGCUGUGUCAGUACCGCGUGUCCAUGCUCAAGAUGGACGAGAGCACGCUGCUCCAGGAGGCCAAGGAGAUCAGCCUGGAGAAGCUGCAGCAGGCCGUGAGGCAGAACGGGGUCAUGUCUGGACUCAUGCAGAUGCUGCUGCUGAAGGUGUCGGCCCACAUCACCGAGCAGCUGGGCAUGGCCCCUGGCGGCGAGUUCAGGGAGGCCUUCAAGGAGGCCAGCAAGGUGCCUUUCUGCAAGUUCCACCUGGGCGACCGGCCCAUCCCCGUCACCUUCAAGAGGGCCAUCGCUGCACUGUCCUUCUGGCAGAAAGUCAAGCUGGCCUGGGGCCUGUGCUUCCUGUCAGACCCCAUCAGCAAGGACGACGUGGAGCGCUGCAAGCAGAAGGACCUGCUGGAGCAGAUGAUGGCCGAGAUGGUCGGCGCGUUCCCCGACCUGCACCGCACCAUCGUCUCCGAGCGCGACGUUUACCUGACCUACAUGCUGCGGCAGGCCGCCCGGCGCCUGGAGCUGCCCCGCUCCUCUGACGCCGAGCCCAGGAAGUGCGUCCCCUCGGUGGUGGUGGGUGUCGUGGGCAUGGGCCACGUGCCGGGCAUCGAGAAGAACUGGACCACCGACCUCAACAUCCAGGAGAUCAUGACCGUCCCCCCGCCGUCCAUCUCCGGCAGAGUGUCCCGGCUGGCCGUGAAGGCCGCCUUCUUGGGCCUGCUGGGCUACGGCCUUUACUGGAUGGGGCGCCGCGCCACCAGCCUGGUCCUGUCACUGCCUGUCGCUCAGUACUGUCUGCAGAGGGCGUCCGCGGCCCGGCCGCGCAAAUAGGAAGGACCAACACGUGGCUGCUCCCGUGUCACCGCUGAGGGGCGCUGGGGCUGGCCCCCCCCCCCCAACGAGGAGCGGCUGGGUGCCACCCCCUGUGGGGGUCCAGGCCCGGCCACGCCUCUCCUCCCCCAACCCGCCCAAAUAAAGAAAUAUUUAACUGCUCUGAGCUCAGGCUUCCCAGCAGCCCCCUCCCCACCCUCAUCCCCGGCCCUGCAGGGACCGCUCUUGGGGUUCAUGGGCAUCAGGACGCGCUGGUGGGGGAGGGGCCAAAGGUGCACACUGCCCCACCCCCAUCCCCGGCCCCCAGGUGAAGGGGCGUGGUGGGCAUGGCCAGCCAUCCCCUACCUCACUGUGCCUUCUCACGCGCUGGCGGCAGGAGCCCUGGCCCGGGAGCGAGUCCCCGUGGGUUCUGGGCCACCGGGUUCCUGGCCGGCAUGUUUGGGAAGGGCCAGGUCACCCCACGCAGCUCUGUCGUGGCUCCGGGGAGCGUCCCUCCCGCCUGGGCAGCUUGGCCACGCUCGGUCGCGGCGGGCGCACACCAGCUCUGCCUGCAGACGGUGUGUGGUUUUGGUUUUUAAAAAUGUCUGAAGUUUUUUUACUCAGGUAAUUUUAACUUAAGAGAAAAACUGAAGCAAAUGUCAGAAAAUACUAGCCUUAAACCUGGUUGGGACAAAGAGAACGUGUGCGUGGGGGGACCUCGAUCCCGAGAGGGUGAGCCCGUGGGAAAGGUCAGCCUCCGCAGGGGGGUGCCAGGCCCGCCUCUGGCUGGGGGCUUCUGGGGCUGCAGCCCUCGGACGGGAGCCUUCCUCGGCCCCAACCUCAGCGGACAGCGGGCGCGUGACCGCUGUGGGGCGGGACAGACGGAGACCCGAGGUUGGGCCGAGCCCACGCGGGGCUCCCACCCCGGGCACCUCCCUGCGGCCACGCUCCGCGGGUCAUGCGUCUGUGACACGGCCUCUGUGCAGCCCACCCGGGCCCGGGGCCACGCUUGAUUGUGUUUGUGUUGACUCGAUGUCUGACAAAACCAGGUGAAACCCACGGCCGUGAACGGGGCCGCACCGUGUUUUCCUGUCAUACAUGUACUCGUUCCUGAGAAAUGGAAAUAAAGUCUAAUUUUGGAA